Malaya genurostris is the source of this 2561-nucleotide messenger RNA. RefSeq names its product exonuclease 3'-5' domain-containing protein 2 (gene Exd2). The coding region runs from base 130 to 2424 and encodes 764 amino acids. The record is from RefSeq and is a predicted model, not a curated record. Gene Ontology annotation, molecular function: nucleic acid binding; 3'-5' exonuclease activity. Lineage: Eukaryota; Metazoa; Arthropoda; Insecta; Diptera; Culicidae. Gene Ontology annotation, biological process: nucleobase-containing compound metabolic process. The transcript is spliced from 5 exons. Gene Ontology annotation, cellular component: nucleus; cytoplasm.
UAUUUACAACUUUUUACCUAGGAAUUACGCACUCGAUGUGCGCAUUGUAUCAUUAUCUAAUAUCGUUUAAAUCCUAAAUAUCUGUUGUUUUUGCAUGUUUCAUAAGUUGUACAAAAUCAUCGAAAAAAUAUGCCUCUCACUGAACGCGAGAAAGUUAUAGCUUCUGCAGCGGUUAUUACUGCUGUGGGAGUUGGGGCACUUUACGUAGUGAUAAAUAGGAAACGAAUUUUCCGACGAUUCACAGAUCCGUUGUAUAACCAAACGAUUCGGAUAGUAACGAAUGUCGAUGAGUGCAAAAAUAUAGUUGGUACACUAAGAACACACUGCCAGGAGUACCGAAUUUUAGGUCUGGACUGUGAAUGGGUAAACGAGCAAGGCAAGCGCCACCCCGUAGCUUUGCUCCAGCUAGCGUCGCAUCGCGGACUAUGCGCCUUGUUCCGACUGUGCGAAAUGAGACGCAUUCCACCGGAGUUGACCGAUCUUUUGAAUGACUCCAGUAUAUUGAAAGUUGGUGUCGGUCCCGUCGACGAUGCUAAAUUGUUGAAACUGGAUUACAAUUUGAAGGUAACAAGUGCAUUAGAUUUACGGCACCUGGCAGAGAAGGGUGGUUUUCCGGGCCCAUUCGGUUUGGCUCGUUUGGCAGAAAAGACUUUGGGUGUAAAAAUGGACAAACACUGGCGUGUCAGAGCGUCGAACUGGGAAACCCCAGAGCUAACCGAACGGCAGAUUCUCUAUGCAGCAAACGAUGCACAUGUCGCCGUAAAACUAUUUGAGCGAUUUGUGAAACAUUUGGUUCCACGAGGUCUUUUGACUUCCCGAAAGGACUGGUUCGAGAAGGUACUGCAAGAAGUGAAUUGCUAUCUAGAUCAACGAUACAAAGACAAACCAAGCACGAAGACCCGUAACGGUACUGGUAAGGGUAGGAACAAACUCCUCGGUGGCCCUAAUGGAACCGACGCAACUAUAAUUAAACGAUCAAUGGCUACAAGGGCCAAGCCGCUGUACGACAAUUGUAUGAUGCAGGCACCGGAUGGUGAAGUUCUAUGUACAUGCGAUCGCAAAAAGGCUGAAUGGUACGUGAUGAAAGACUUGGCGGAGAUCGUUACCAAUCAACCCACCUAUACGAUUCGGUUAAAGUUUGAACCAAAGGGACGGGCCGUUGGGGAAGUUGGUCGGUAUUAUCAGUCUGCAAAAGAGAAUCGAUGUGUAGUUUGCGGUGCCAGGGACUCAUACAUUCGCAAGAAUGUAGUUCCGCGUGACUAUAGGAAGCAUUUUCCAUUGGUAAUGAAAGAACACGUCUCGCACGACAUUUUAUUGCUUUGUGCCCCGUGUCAUCGGGCCAGCAAUAUGUUUGAUGAAAACAUGCGCCUAAAAUUGGCUUCACUUUGUAUGGCACCAUACUCCAUGCAGGAAAAUCCUAAAGAAAUUCGUGUCGAGAAUAUAUCCGAUUUACGCAAAGCGACUCGCGCUUUGCUGUACAGUUCAGGGAAGAUUCCGGAAGAAAGAAAGAAAAUCUUGGAACGAAAAGUGCGAAAACUGCUUCCAAAGGGUACCGAAAUUAAUAACGCGCUGCUGGAGCAUUAUGCCAACAUCAAUGUGGUGAUCCCGAACGAUGAUUAUUGUGCACAUGGAGAGAAGGUGGCGGAUUAUUUUAAACAACUGCCCGGAGGAUUGAGUGAGCUUGAAAAAAUGUGGAGAGAGCACUUUUUACGCACAAUGAAACCCAAACAUCUUCCAGAAUUGUGGUCGGUGGAGCAUAACUUCAAAAGAUUAGAAAUUCGAGCAGAAGAAGGCCGGAUUGAUGAGCAAGACAUGCUAGUUGCAGGUAUUACACGUCUUCGAAAUGGAUCUUCGUCCAACAGUGAAAAUACAACCAGCAAUAACAUUAGCCUAUCUAACAGUAGUAGUAGUAGUAACAGCAAAACUUUCAGCUUGGGAACGGAUUCAUUAUCCAAUCUGCAUUCAAGUGAGCAGGUGGAGAGUGACAAUGACAGCACUGCCCGAGACCUUCCCAGCUACGAAGACGAAGAGUCAGCCACGAUUGCUGGUUCUGAACAUGUAACUGCAUCCAAUCAUAAUCAUACGGAAUUUUAUUCCCAUCAUGACGAAUCGAGAACACUUUACGAUUCUGCUACUGCCGGUGGUUCGAGCAGUGCCACAAUCAGCAAUGGUAUAUCCGAUCCGUUCCGUACAGUGCCGCAACCACUGACUGCUGCCACCGAUCGGGAUGAAAGCGAGCAAGAGGCAACGAUGAAUGACUUUGCAUCGAUUGAGUCCAGCUACGACUCAGACGAUUCAGACUCGACUCUGUCGCAGCCUUCAAUGACACUACUCAACUCGACCGAUGACUGGGAAGCCGAAGCCAACGAGCCCAGCGUGAAUGGAACUGUACCAUUGCUGUUAGGUCGCAGUGAAGAAAAAUGAAAUGCGGCGCAAAAUUUUAAUCCUUGUACCACACAAAUUAUAUAUUAUUGCAUUUGUCCUUUUAUCAUGUAGUAGUGUAUAUCAAUAAUGUUUCGCUUACUUGACCAAAUUGUUAUAACUAAAAUUUUGCCUUUGCA